This is a messenger RNA of Saccostrea echinata, 4104 nucleotides long. RefSeq lists its product as uncharacterized. Gene Ontology annotation, molecular function: protein binding. The transcript is spliced from 7 exons. Lineage: Eukaryota; Metazoa; Mollusca; Bivalvia; Ostreida; Ostreidae. The record is from RefSeq and is a predicted model, not a curated record. The coding region runs from base 5 to 4030 and encodes 1341 amino acids.
AACCAUGGAUGUAUUGGAAAACGAUUUCAUAGACUACCAGUACCCCUUGUCAGUCCUCGAAAAACUAAAGACAUUCUGGCUCACCAAAACACUGUGUGAUGCAACUCUAGAGGCAGGACCAGUUAAAGUCUACGUCCAUCGCCUGAUCUUAUUGGCAGCAAUCCCAGGGUUGACUCAGAUGCAGAUUUCGAACUCAGAAAAGCCGUUAGAACUUAUCCUUCCAGCUAGCAUUAAGACUGAUGCCCUGAACAACAUAGUACAUUACUGGUACACAGGAACACUUCAUCUAACCCCACAGAAUGCUCCAUGGGUAGAACAAAUUGUCCAUCUCUUAGGACUGGAAAGCCUCUUUGCAUUCUGCAAGCAAUAUCACAACUAUCUUAGGCAAAAGAAAAUUCUGAUUCCUGCAUGUGAGCUCUUCACAACCCCAGUUGUUGUCCUGUGUGAGUUAGAGAGAGUUACACAGCUUCAUUAUCUGGAAUCAAAGGAUCAUUUAUCUCAUUUUCUGAGACAGCACUCCUCACUCAUUCCUGUAGUUGUAAGAACCAAAGAAAAUGUUUCACAUCAAGAGGCAUUAGAAACAAAAGUAAAGAACGAUGGAAAUGAGAUUGAAAAUCCAGAACUAGCAUUAAAUCACAGUGAUUUCACACUAGGAACAUUCCCUCAGUCUUCUCUUAAAGGAAGAUUACAUUUUCAGAUUUGUCGCAGUACCGGAGAGGGUGAAGAGAGUAAUGCAUCCGUAUGUGAGAGUCAUCCUUCUCCACAAAUAUCAGCAUCACAAACCCCAGCAUCAACACAAAUACCAGGGUUAGUAGAUUUAAGCUAUAACAAUGACAAUGUAGUUAGAUCUAAUACAGACAGUCUGCCGCAGCUACAGACGAGGGCCCCAAAUAUUCCCAAUUUACAAGAGAUGCCAGAAACCAAUGCUAGGACAGGACCACAAUGUGUAGAACAGAAUAUUAAACAAGAACCAUUGUCUGACUCUGAAAUGGAAAGUUGUCAACAAGGUGACAAUCUGGUGAAUCAUGAGAAUAGUGGAGAUAAGAGGGAUUCAGUAUAUAAGUUCAUUUCUAGACUGGUUGAUAAGUACAUGGAGGGUGAUGCUGAAUCAACAAAUUGGUCAAUGAAUGACAAGCAGCUCCUGAAAAACCAGACUCCCAGUUGCAAGGAUACUACAACUAUAUCUUUGGAAAGAAUUUUGAAAGAAAAGGAAAAAGCAGAUAGAAAUAAAGAGUUUUUGGAGGAAACAAAUCAAAAAUACACCAGGACAGAGCAGCCAUUAGUUAUCCAAUAUGACACCUGUCCCUCAUGUAAUCUUAAAUUCCACUCCGAAGAUCAGCUCAAGGCACAUUUAAAGCUCCACUUAACAUUGUGUCCAGGUACCAGAUCAUCAGAAAAGCUUACUCCCAAUUCAUUUGUCAUGAACCAAAGACCUAGUAACAGUUCAUCUGAAACUUUGACUCCCAAUUCAUCUGUCCUGAACCCAAGAGUUAGUAUAAGUUCAUCAGAAAAACUGACUCCUAAUUCAUUUAUCAUGAACCCGAGAACUAGCCCAAGUUCAUCAGAGAACCCAACUCCCAAUUCAUCUGUUUUGAACAGAAGAGUUAGUGCCAGUUCAUUGGAAGACCUGACUCCUUUCCCUUCUGUACUAAAUCAGAAACCAACAUGCAGUGCCAGUUUAUCAGAAAUCCUGACCCCUAGUUUGAACCAGCCUGUGGAGAGAUUGAGUACUGAUCCCAGCUCUGAUAAUCAACAGUCCAUAGGUAUUUCCUCAAAGUCUACUGACGAGCGAUCUGAAGAUAUCUCGUCAGAAACCGAGGACUUCACAGCCUACUGCCCACUCUGCCUGAUUAACUUUGUAUCAAGGAAGGCCUACAUGGCUCACCUGAAUACCUGUUAUAAUACGUUUCACCACAGACAACAGAACAAGUUCAUGCAGAAGGAGUGGAGUUGCCUGUCUCAAGCAAAUCGAGUUCCCUUCCAAAGUAGCUCAAGUGGUAGAAUCUUCUCCUUUGUCAGGCCAAUUUGUACCAAUAGCACCUUACCAACAGAGGAUAGAUGCUCAGUGAAUGGUGUGGUGUAUGAUGUUUCUUUACCAGCAGAUGACAGAAGCUUUGUAAACAGCGUGGCAUACACCAGCAGCUCUUUGUCAGUGGAUGUUAGAAAUGCUGAAAACACAGACACUGGGCUGACACUUAAAGGAAGUCAGGAAAAAAAUGAAGUGGCAUCCAUAGAAAGUGAAACUUCAUUGCAGAGAGGGAAUGGAGAUGAAAACUUAUGUGGAAACACAACUGCUAAUGCCAGUGGAGAUCUUGCUCUCUCAGAAAGGGCUGAAGGAGAGACAGUCAGUUCAGCUAGCUGUCAAACUGGUCCAAGCAAGGAGGAUUUAAAAAUAAGAAUAACAGAUGUACGGACACUGAAAGGCUUGCCUGAAGAGACAAAUAUUCAUGUAACAGCAGCAACUCUUGAACAUCAGAAAAUUUGUAUUAAUCAGACUCUGGGACAGGUGGAUCAUCAAAACAUUCCUUGUAACAACAGACAAAAAUCUAUGUUUGAAGUGACAGCUGAGGGAAACAAGUUGUUCAUUAAGAAAAAAGCUUCUGAUAAGAAAGGUCAGAGUAUAGCUGUAAAUGACAAAGGUCAAAAUAAAGCUGUAAAUGACAAAGGUCAAAGUAUAGCUGUAAAUGACAAAGGUCAAAGUAAAGCUGUAAAUGACAAAGGUCAAAGUAUAGCUGUAAAUGACAAAGGUCAAAGUAUAGCUGUAAAUGACAAAGGUCAAGGUAUAGCUGUAAAUGACAAAGGUCAAAGUAUAGCUGUAAAUGACGAAGGUCAAAGUAUAGCUGUAAAUGAGAAUAAUCACAGUAAAGCUUUAAAUGGAAAAAGUCAGAGCAAAGCUUUAAAUUGGAAAGUUCAAGAUAGAACAGUUAUUGGAAAAGAAUGUAAAAACCAAAUAUGUGAAAAACCAAAAAUGGAUGUCACCAGAAAAAGAGGAAGGAGAAAGCAGAAUAAUAUUGAAACAAGUGUACAGUGUCAAAAGAACCAAGAAACGGGUAGGAGACAGAAAAGGAAGAAUGGUGAAACUGCACCUCCUGUGUCGUCAGCUUCAAACAAGGAUAAACCAUCUUUUAAUUCACAGAACAGUGGACAGGGCACAGUCAAGAUAGUCAUUUCCCAAACUCCUAUCAAGAAAUUAACAAACAUUGUGGCUGCUGUCACAAAGAAUGAAAAUACUUUCAAGUUGAAGAGAAAAUACCAAGGUUUAGAUGGAGACAAAACUAAAGACAAAAAUUCCACAGAAAUAAAAUGUACAGUAGUUGCUGAAAGUAACAACACUCAAGGCAGGCAACAAAUCAACCAACAGAGCAGUAGGAAGUUUUACAGAUUCAAAAACCAAUCCAAAGAGGCAGUCGUUCACCAGUCCUCGGUUCAUAGAUCGCGAGGUCACAGAAAGUCUCCAGUGGUGUCUGUAUGUGCAACAGCAGAUCUUCAAACAGCAAACUGUACCCAAUCUCCUGCACAACAAACACAGGUUACAACCAUGUACAAUUCAGCCUUGUGCAUGUCUCCGGCCUUGAAUGUCAACAGUCAGAUGCAUUGUAGAAGGAGUUCCAUUCAGGAAAAAAUUGCAAGUGUGUACAGAAAGAACUGUAUCAUUAUUCCAAAGGAAUGGAAAAAAUGGAAAGAAGACACCUCAAAGCUGGAAGGAACAGGUGCUCCAUGUCAAUAUACAGGAACAGGUGCUCCAUGUCAAUAUACAGGAACAGGUGCCCCAAGUCAAUAUACAGGAACAGGUGCCCCAUGUCAAUAUACAGGAACAGGUGCUCCCUGUCAAUAUACAGGAACAGGUGCCCCAAGUCAAUAUGCAGGAACAGGUGUGCAAUGUCAAUAUACAGGAACAGGUGCCCCAAGUCAUUAUACAAAAACAGGUGCCCCAAGUCAAUAUACAGGAACAGGUGUGCAAUGUCAUUAUAAAGGAACAAGUACCCCAUGUCAACAUACAGUGCCCUUGAAGAAGAGAAAACAAUAUUGAUUUGAUUGGAUAAACUUUUUCUUAAAAGAAACUAUUUAACUGGUAGGACUAUGUAUUAUUAUGUCUAUUACAAU